GGUGGGAUCCUUUGCACUUCUCCUGAGGGGAACAAGUGAUGCCAGGGGGGUGACAGCCCCUGGGCAGCACUGCUGUGGGUGGGACAGGAAGAUCCUGAUCCAUAAAUCCCGGUCAGAGCCUGGUGACUCCAAUAUUGGGCUCCCGUAGUGGUGGUUGAGGAUUGAAGAGCCCUGUGGUUCCUGGUUUUCUGGCAGAAAAGUGCUCUGCAGGCGUUUGGUGUGGCCUCCCACGGCUCCCUCCUGCUGGGUUUGCAUCCAUGGAGAUGCUCUGUCACGCCAGGCUGGGCUGGGAAGGGGCGGGACAGCAGAGCCCAGAGCGGCUGGUCAGAAGGGUUUGGGAUCUGGGGGGCUGCUUGGGGGGGGUUUAGGCUCAGUGGGAGGCUGGUCAGAAGGGUUUGGGCUCAGCAGGAAGGGUUUGGGCUCAGCAGGAGGCUGGUUGGAAGGCUUUGGACUCUGGGGAGCUGGCUGGAAGGAUUUAGGCUGGUCAGAGAGGUCUGGGCUCAGUGGGAGGCUGGUUGGAAGGGUUUGGGCUCUUGGGGGGUGUGAUUUGGAAGGGUUUGGGCUCAGCAGGAGGUUUGUCCACUUGCCACAUCCCCUGUGACCAGUGUGGGGACUGGUCAUCCCCCCUGGGAUGAGCCCUCAAGGCCCAGCUCCAGCCAGGACCGUGCUGAUCUAUCGCAACGGGGACCGUUUCUUCCCGGGGAGGAGAUUCCUGGUGACCCCCCGGCGCUUCCCGACCUUCGAGGCCUUUCUGGACGAGGUGACCAAGGCCCUCCACACCGCCCUGGCCGUGAGGAACCUCUACACCCCCCAGCAUGGUCACGGUGUCGCGGGGCUGGGGGACCUGCGGGACGGGGGCCAGUACGUGGCAGCGGGGUCGGAGAGGCUCCAAAAGCUGGACUACUUAAAUCAGAGAAGGAAGGAGCCCCGUGGGACGAGGAAGAGUCUGCAGUCCCACGCUGCAGAUCCCUGGAAAUCCAACACCUUCGUCCAACGGCAGCAGCUCUCCCGCCUGCCCUGCACCAUACAUGUUUUCCGGAAUGGGGAUCUGCUGAGCCCUCCUUUCCCACUGGUGCUCCCCAAGAGGAUCCCACUGGAGUGGGACACGCUCCUGGCCACGCUGACAGAGAAAGUGGAGUUGGGCAGUGGAACCGUUAACAAGCUCUGCAGGCUGGAUGGGACCCCGGUGUGCGGAGGGGAGGAGCUGGAGAAUGGCCAUCACUACGUGGCAGUGGGAAAGGAGGAGUACAAAGCCCUGCCCUACAGGGAGCUGCUGGUGCCCCAGGAGUGCAGGACACUGGGGAACCACCCAAAAACCAGGCACAAAAAGAGCCAGGGCAGGCUGGGUAGUCGCAGGGUGCAGGCCACGGGAGCUGCAGAGAAAGGCAAGAUCCCACCUGCCUUCCCACAGCUGCAAAUUCCAACCAGGGAAUCUCCCCUCGAGGAGGAAGAGCCCAUUUUCCAUGUCAAACCUGUGCGUGCAGGACAGAACAGAAGGAGCAGCAGGAGUGUGCAGCCUGGCCCAGGUGAAGGAAAAAGCCUCUCUAAACCCAGGGAUCCAAGGAGAGAGAUGAGAGGUGCUCGGGAAGAGGGUGAACACACCAGGCUGGAUGUACCCAUUGACCAGGUUUAGGACACACUGAGCUGCUCUCCGAUGUGUAAAGCCGAGAGUAACCACGAGGGGGAACCUGAGAAACGACAGCACGGUGUCACUGCAGGGCCUCGUGUGUUAGAAAGGCAAGAAAUCCC
Molecule: messenger RNA, 1749 nt
Organism: Pseudopipra pipra
Lineage: Eukaryota; Metazoa; Chordata; Aves; Passeriformes; Pipridae
Gene: DCDC2B
Product: doublecortin domain containing 2B
Exons: 9
Coding region: 632-1633 (333 amino acids)
Biological process (GO): intracellular signal transduction
Cellular component (GO): microtubule; microtubule organizing center
Source: RefSeq, a predicted model, not a curated record